AUGGAGUCUGGGGGUGCUGAGACUGGGGGUGCUGAGCCUGAGAGUGCUACGUCUGAGGGUGCUGAGCCAGAGGGUACUGCGACUGACCGUGCUGCACCUGGAGGAGCUCCCUCCUCCCAGCAGCUGCGGGAGUGGUACUUGCAGUACUGCAGCCUCAGGAGGGGCGCUUCUGGAGCUAGGGGUGCUGCUGGAGCUGGUGCUCGUGGUUCCCCUCCCAGGCGGGAGCCGCCCUCUCCCCAGCGGCUCCGAGAGUGGUACGCUCGGCGCUGCAGUCUCCGGAGUGGCGCUACUGGUGUCGCGGACCCUGGAGCUGGAGCUGGUGCUGGUGCUGGUACUACAGACGCAGAAGCUGCUGGUGGUGCUGCUGGCGCUGCUGGAGGUGCUGCUGGUGCUGGAGCUGCUGGAGGCACUGCUCCUGCUGGAGGUGCUGCUGGUGCUGGUGCAGUGGACCCUGGAGCUGGAGCUGCUGCUGGUGUUGGAGCUGCUGGAGGUGCUGCUGGUACUACUGGAGGUGCUACUGGUGCAGGUGCUGCUGGAGGUGCUGCUGGUGCUGGAGCUGCUGGAGCCGUUGGUUCUGUAGGUGCUCGUACUGGAGGUACUGGAGCUGCUGGGACUGGAGCUGCUGCGGGGGUUGGAGCUGGAGGUACUGGAGCUGCUGGGGUUACUGGUGGUGCUGAGGGAGUUGUCGCUGGAGACCCUGGGGCUGAGGGUGCUGGUGCUGUCUCUGCUGGUUCAGGAGGUGCUGAGCGGCCGCGACCGUACUACGUUCCGCUCCUUCAGCAGGUUCUUGGCCUCCCGCCCUCCACUGGUCUUUCUCCUCCCCUCCUGAGUCCACCACCUGUCCAGUCGCAGUCACAGUUACCGCUUGCCUCUCCGCUGCCUGGUCCUUCUCCUUACACUGCGCCGACGAGUAGUCUUACGGAGCGUCGUGAGCCUGAGUCUCGUCCUCCGUCGUCUGAGUCGCGUCCAGAGUCGCCUGUCCGCACUGUCCGCACUGGUCGUCGUGCUCCGCGUCAGCGUCCUCCUCCAGUCCUUGGCACUCACUAUAUGACCCUGCGUCCUUCCACUGCUCCACAGCGCGUCCCUCUGCCGUCUCCUCCUGCGUCCUCUCUUCCUGCCGUUGCUGACCCGCCGUCAGACUCCUUUCGUGCUGCCAGUCCUACUGUCACGCAUUUCCUCGCCACUGUUCUCACUGACCCUACCUUUGAGUCCUCUGCUGCGUCUGCUCUUGUUGUUGAGCUUGCUGACUUUGCUGCCGCCUGUCGUCUAGACUACGCCGCUAGCCUUGUUGCUGAGUCUGAGUCUGUCUGUCCUCCGUCCGUCGGGGGUGAGUGUGCUCUUGGCACGGACGUCCUUGAGGACAGACAGGAGGAGUUUGAGUGCUUUGCCGCUGCUUUACCUCAUCUCGUGUCCAUGCUGAUUGCCCCUGAGGGAGACCCGGAUGCACCAGACAUCCCGACCCCACGCUCUUACGCAGAGGCGAUGGAGGGUCCCUACUCCUCUCAGUGGCAGACAGCCAUGGACGCAGAGAUGGCUUCCUGGAAGUCCACAGGCACCUACGUCGACGAGGUUCCCCCACCUGGGGCGAACAUCGUCAGUGGCAUGUGGAUUUUCAGGGUGAAGCGGCCGCCGGACCUUCUCCCCGACCCGAAGAUGACCACUCUUCGGGUUCUGCUGCACGUCGCCGCUCAGCGUGACUACGAGCUCCACUCUCUUGACUUCAGCACUGCUUUCCUACAGGGCAGCCUGCACGAGGAGAUCUGGCUGCGCCGCCCACCUGGCUUCACUGGGUCGUUCCCUCCUGGUACCCAGUGGAGCCUCCGGCGGCCAGUCUACGGUCUCCGCCAGGCACCCCGUGAGUGUCACGACACACUGAGGACGACUCUUGCUGCUCUUGGGUUUGCUCCUUCUACUGCUGACCCGUCCCUGUUUCUACGCACCGACACCACUCUGCCGCCGUUCUACGUUCUCGUGUACGUAGACGACUUGGUCUUUUCUACUACUGACACUGAGGCACUCGCCCACGUGAAGUCGGAGCUGCAGAAGAGACACACGUGCACAGACCUGGGUGAGCUGACAAGCUAUCUUGGCUUGCGGAUCACCCGGGACAGAGCACAGCGCACCAUCACCUUGACUCAGUCACACAUGGUGCAGCAGGUCCUUCAGCGCUUCCGCUUCACGUACUCCUCACCUCAGCCCACUCCUCUGCCUACCGGUCACUCGCUCUCAGCUCUGCCUUCGGGAGUUACGCUGGCUCACCUACCUGCUGACCGACCUGGGAGAGCGGCCUCGUUCUCCUCCAGUGCUGUACGUCGACAACAAGGCCGCCCUUGCCUUGUGUCAGGAGCACAGACUGGAGCACAGAACGAAGCACAUCGCUCUGCGCUACUUCCUUGCUCGAGAGCUGCAGCAGCGUGGUCAGCUUCGUCUCUCGUACGUGGCCACUCGGGCCAACACUGCUGA
This is a messenger RNA of Closterium sp. Naga37s-1, 2463 nucleotides long. Lineage: Eukaryota; Viridiplantae; Streptophyta; Zygnematophyceae; Desmidiales; Closteriaceae. The record is from the annotation of a GenBank genome assembly.